Messenger RNA from Brassica oleracea var. oleracea, 1413 nucleotides. RefSeq lists its product as uncharacterized. The coding region runs from base 1 to 1413 and encodes 470 amino acids. Gene Ontology annotation, molecular function: nucleic acid binding; zinc ion binding. The transcript is spliced from 3 exons. NCBI's taxonomy places the organism in Eukaryota, Viridiplantae, Streptophyta, Magnoliopsida, Brassicales, Brassicaceae. The record is from RefSeq and is a predicted model, not a curated record.
AUGGCUGAAGCAAUUCAAGCCGGAGUCCAGGCCGGAGUUCAAGCCGCUUUCGCCGCCAAUGCCGUGAACGCAGACCCAGCUGCUCAACCGCAGCGUCAACAACGUCGCAAUAACCCGGUGUUCGAGGAACAAAACGACGAUUCCGGUGCUGAUAACCCGUUCGGCGACGACGACAAUCAACAUCCUAAUCUCAACCGAGGACAACAACACAGGAAUGAUAAUGAUUCCCGUUGGUUUUCAGGGAUCAAGGUAGACAUCCCCGAGUUCCAUGGUGGAUCACAACCGGAAGAACUACUUGAUUGGUUGGUAGCCGUCGAUGAAUUCCUUGAGUUCAAAGAAGUUUCAGCAAACAAGCAAGGCAAUCGUUCGGUGGACGAAUACGCGACUGAGUUCUAUCAACUCCUAACUCGUGUAGACAUCCACGAUUCUGAGGAUCAGCUUGUCGCACGAUUCAUUGCAGGCUUACGUCCACAAUUACAGAUCAUGUUACACCAAUUCGACCCGGGUUCGGUGGCAGAAGCUAAGCAACGGGCUUUAUUGGUCGAACAACAAAUGCGGUACACGGCAAACGCGUGGACGGGAAACUCACGGCAACGCAGCAAUACGGUCACAGACGAUAGCAAAACAUCUUCGGGCCUUGAUUCAACGAACAGUACCCGCAGGAAUAAUCGCCCAACAGAAACCAACGCAGCUACCAACACCAAUGAUGCACGACCACCAGCUCGCAUUAACGCUUUACGGUGUUUUACGUGCGGAGAAACCGGACAUAGACAAACAGCUUGUCCUAACGCUGGACGUCGGGGCCUCAUGGCGAAUGACAGAGAUCUGAUAGGCGAUCCCAUAUACGACACGGAGGAUGGGCAAUUUGAUGAUAUCGACGAAGGGGAGUUGAGCGGUGAUACGGGCACUCUGCUUAUGUUGCGACGUAAUUGUUUUGCCCCUAUAUCAAGUGAAGCAGUCCAACGAACAGCUCUCUUCAGCUCCACCUGCACCAUCAAAGGAAAGGUGUGCCGUUUUGUCAUUGACUCAGGGUGCUCGGCUAAUAUAGUUUCCGAGGAAGCUGUACGCAAACUCUCCCUCACAACGGAGAACCACCCCCAUCCAUACCGACUCUCAUGGAUGCAAGCAGGUGCAGAUGUUAAUAUCUCUAAACGCACAUUGCUCACAUUCUCCAUCGGAUCGUCCUACAAGGAUACAGUGUAUUGCGAUGUAGCCCAUAUGGAUGUGUCACACAUAAUUUUGGGUCGGCCUUGGCAAUACGACAGGGAGGUGAUUCACAACGGGAAGCUCAACACAAACUCUUUUAUGUUCCAAGGACGAAAGAUCACGUUGCUUCCUUCCCCAGAAGCCGACCAGGCAUUCGCCAACAACAACCAACGAGAGGACUCAAAAAAGGGUUUGAUAAUCCGAUAA